This is a messenger RNA of Leptosia nina, 909 nucleotides long. NCBI's taxonomy places the organism in Eukaryota, Metazoa, Arthropoda, Insecta, Lepidoptera, Pieridae. The record is from the annotation of a GenBank genome assembly.
AUGUCUUCACGGAGAAGGCAUGACUCAGACAAUGACCCACCUGCUGAAUACACCACAAAACGGCGUAAGCAUGCUGACAAAGUUGGCAAGGGAUUGAGACAUUUUUCAAUGAAAGUUUGUGAAAAAGUGAGAAACAAGGGUUUUACAUCAUAUAAUGAAGUGGCAGAUGAGUUAGUUCUGGAGUUUGCAACUGGAAUACAUGGAUCCUCUGACAGCCAACAAUAUGACCAAAAGAACAUCCGGCGGAGAGUGUAUGAUGCUUUAAAUGUGCUAAUGGCAAUGAAUAUAAUUUCCAAAGACAAAAAAGAAAUCAGGUGGCUGGGACUCCCUACAAAUUCAUUGCAAGAAUGUACAGCUCUUGAAAAGGAGAAGCAAGUUAAAAUAGAACAGAUUGAAAAGAAAACACAGCAAUUACAAGAACGCAUAUUGCAGCAUAUAUCAUUUAAAAGCUUGAUAGACAGAAAUAAGGAAGCAGAAAGUAGAGGCAUGAAACCUUCUCCCUCAUCGGCUAUACGCUUACCGUUUAUCGUUGUAAAUACAAGCGACAAGGCUCUUAUCAACUGCAGCAUUUCAAAUGACAAGACAGAAUAUGUGUUUAAUUUUAACAAGCGAUUCCAAAUUCAUGAUGACAUAGACAUUUUAAAAAGAAUGGGUUUAUUGUUUGGUUUAGAUAAAGGAGAAUGUUCAGAGGAAGACAUAGAAAAGGCCAAAAGUAUGGUACCAAAAUCUUUGGAAUGUUAUGUUGAACAAAUGGCUCGGGGCCUCAGCAAUAAUUUAAGUGAUAUAAUCAAUGAUGACUAUUUAGAAGAAGGUGUUGAAGAUGAGACUUUAGGAGAAGCAGAAGUGGAAGACGAACAGGAUGCUGAAAUAAAUGAAUAUAGCGAAGACAGUAGUGAUGUUGAUGUAUAA